Messenger RNA from Petromyzon marinus (sea lamprey), 5083 nucleotides. RefSeq lists its product as uncharacterized. Gene Ontology annotation, biological process: axon guidance. The record is from RefSeq and is a predicted model, not a curated record. Gene Ontology annotation, molecular function: protein kinase binding; cyclin-dependent protein serine/threonine kinase activator activity. Lineage: Eukaryota; Metazoa; Chordata; Hyperoartia; Petromyzontiformes; Petromyzontidae. Gene Ontology annotation, cellular component: protein kinase 5 complex; cytoplasm; growth cone.
UCAUCACCAUCACGGCUGUCAUCACCGCCAUCUCCAGCAGCAGCAGCAGCGUUAGGGGUCCCGCGGUUCCGAUUUAGUGCCUUUGCCGGGGUCAUCUGGCCACCCAACAGCAAUUUAUAUAAGCACAAAGCCCGACUCUGCUGAUGAGACCCAGACGGUCGCGGGCAGUCCAGAGGCUGGGCUUUGCUUUAAAAAAAGCUGCUGGAUAGUCGUCGGCUGGCUAAGCACCGUGCAUAGGCUAGUGGACUAAAAGCGUCUUUAAUUCGUUAUGCUGCGACACAAGUGGAGAGAUUCUGCCUCUGUUAGUGCGAUCAUCAGACCGCGCGUGAGGUGCGUAUCUCUCAACACAGGAAGUUCGCGGUUCGAACUCACGGCCGCCCUGGUUAACGCCGCGCCGGUGUAUUAAUCACACAAUUACGCGCCACCUGCUUCAAAGUGGACGUUAAAUAUCCCCCACCCAGUGGGACGUUGGUGGCAAACAGCGAGGAAGUAACGUGUGCUUGGAGGCGUCACGGUCCAAAUUUUGCCACGGAUUUUAAACGAAAAUAAAAGUAAAAUCCACCUCGGAUAAUUACUUAAUUGGGUAAAACCACACCACGUGCAUCGCCUCCCCCCCCCCUCGUCACCGCAACACGCGAGCAGGGCACCCCCUUCGUGACUUUAAAGUCUUGAAAUUCGUCGAAGCAUUUCCGAGUGCGCAUGAGCGUAACGACAAACAAACGGCAAACCGCGAUCGUCAAUGAAUGAAUAGAAGCCUCCCCCCCCCCCAACUCGGGGAAGCGCUCCCCGUGGUCCAGUAGGCAUGGCGGGGCCGGAUAAGCUUAAUCUCGGUGGUGAUGAGAUUGGCCGGAGCCGCGCCGAUUAUCCUCCUCGCGGGGUCGUCGCGGGCUCUCGGCGCCAGGAGGAGCGUCGUUCGGCCCGCGCCGGCGACGCCGCGUGUCUCGCACGGGGGUCGAGGCGGGUGCCGAGGCGAGGCGGUGAGCGGCCCGCCCGGAGCAUCCUGGGCGAGCGCAGCGCUUCAACGACGACGACGAAGACCUUCGGGUCGCGUGGACUCCGCCGAUCUCCGCACGCCUCCGCAUGGCUUGAGCCGCGCGCCCGGCCGCAACAGCGCGAUCGAGUCUGACCGCGUGGGGUCCGCCACCUGUGGGAGGUGUGCGAGGGGCAUCACCUGUCCGCAUCACCUGUCCGCAUCACCUGUCUGCAUCACCUGUCCGCAUCACCUGUCCGCCGAGUGACCGGCACCUGGCCACCCGAGCCGCCGUGCGCUCUGCGCGGACGCAAUGGGCACUGCGAUCUCCGUUCAGAGCGCCUUGCAGGGGGUCGACGCGUGCAUCAGCUCCGAGCCCCGCGAGCACGUCAACAACAACGCCAACAACAAAAACGGCGUUGCCGACGAAGAUGACGACGACGACGACGCCGACGAUUGUGGUAGUUGUGGUGGUGACGCUGCUGCUGCUGCUGCUGGAGGAGGUGGUGGUGGUGGUGGUGACACCAGGGUGAAACACAACCGGGCCCGGACGGUUUUCAUCACGGCGAUCACGUUCAAAAAUCUCAUCGUCGGCGCGGCGACUCGCAAGGUGCCGUCGAGUCGAGCCGCGUUUCCCCGCGCGCCUUCGCGCCGGCCCCCCUGCUCGUGCGAGCACCGGCCCGCCGCGGCCACGGCGGCCACAACCGACUCGUCCGACAGAAAGCCAAGGAGCGAGAGGAGCGUCAGCCUGCCGGUGGCCAGCCGCGAGCCGAGACGGAUCGUUCCUCCAGCCAGGACCACCGUCGUCACCACCGUCGCCGUCGCCGCUCCCGCCGCUCCCGCCGCCGUCGCGGCAGCCAACGACAGCGCAACCACCGCCGCCAGCAACAGCACCAGCAGCAGCCCUCAACAGCUGAUGGAGAGGCUGCUCAUGCGAGCGUCCAGCGGCGAACUCCUGAACUGUCUGGGGACGCACCUGUGCAGGCGCUGCGCGUUACUGCGCCACAUAAGUCCCGCAGACCCCGUCCGUUGGCUCAGGGCGGUGGACAGGACCCUGCUGGAGCAGGGCUGGCAGGAGACGGCCUUCCUCACACCGGCCAACGUCCUAUUCGUCUACCUGCUGUGUCGCGAGAGCGUCUCGGAGCAGACGAGCAGCGAGGGCGACCUACAGGCCUCGCUCCUGGUGUGCCUCUACCUGGCCUUCUCCUACAUGGGCAACGAGAUCUCGUACCCGCUCAAGCCGUUCGUCGUGGAGGCGUUCAAGGAUAAGUUCUGGGAGCGAUGCCUGAACCUCAUCGACUCGCUCAGCGGCCAAAUGCUGCUCAUCAACGCGAGCCCCACGUUCUGCGUCGAACUCCUGCGGGAGUUGAAGGGUGAAGGGAACGCGGACGAAACGCGUGGGGACAGGAGGACCCUCAACUUGGACAGAUGAGCGAGAGGAACAGCGGCAGCGGACAGACAGAUAAGAGUAUCAUGGGAUACAUUUUUGUUGGCAAUGUCAAAGUAUGAAAAAAAGAAGUAGGUUUUAACCCUUUCUGGCAAUAAAGCAUGAGGUGUUACGAUGUUCAAACACCAAAUAGAUAUGUUGUCGCAAGGAAGCAAGUCAGCAUUAACCGCUUCUCACGCCGAGCUAUAAAAUGCUCUGAUGCGUGUGGCAUUGUCUUUGUGCUGCUCGCCUUUUGGCGUCGUUCUCUAGCCUGCCACUGGUGCUGAGACAAGGCCCUAAAGAAGGAUGUUGUCUCCGGUGUAGGCCAAUCCGUUUCAAAGACAAUGCCCGUGUAUUGUUAUCAGAGCCAUGUUUGUUUGCAUGUUCACCACGAGUACGUGUGGUGAAUGCGGGACUUUGACGCCUUGCAAAGUGUACCGAUUUGGCGUUUGAACAUCCAUACACAGCGCCCGUUGUAUCGACACAAAGGGUAAAACACCUGAUUAUUUAUUGCAUAGACAGACGAGAGACGUGGCAGCUACACAGGACACACGCGCCGAACUUCAAAGAAGCUCCCGGCACGUUGGUGGUGGUGGUGUGGGGGGGGCGGCGCGAAACGUCGUCGACGUAGAGGCGGCAGGGGAGCGACCGUGAUGCAGCGACGACAUCGGGGGGAGUUGUGAGCGACGACAACAGCCGCGCCGGUUUUUUUUGCUUUCUUCGCCGGCUCUGCUGCCGCGCGCGCAGGGAGAUCGAAGUCGGCGACCUCUGUGGAGUGCAAGUCAGCCAGUUGAACACGUGGCCGGCUUGGUGUUAGAACGCAUAACGCAUUACGCGAUCUAACCCACGCAACAACAACAAAACGCCAUCAUGCAAGUCAGCCAUCGCACAGCGAGCGGCAAGGCCACCUGUAAUGUCUUUAUGAAUAAUUUGUGAAUAAUAAUUGCUGCUGUUAAGAAGUUCAGGGCAGGGAGUGGUGGUGGUGGUGGGGACAGGAGGAGGUGAGGGGGGAACAGAAGGAGUGUGUUUUGUGAUCUGAUUUCCCGGGGUCUAAGAUAGUCGCGCCCGGUCGUAGGGUCAGACGCGAAUUGUAAGGUGUCUCGCAAUCUUCAGGUGCAAUAUCGAUGAUGGCCAACGCUUCAAUAAAUCUCGAUCCAGGAAGUAUACUGUGGAACAUAGAUAGAUACUGCAGUACUCGGUCUGACAGUACAGCAUUCACAGCCUGUCUAGAUGGGCUCAGGGUUGCCACCUGCCCGGGGUUGACCCCCCCGGACGGUCCAGGGGAAAUUGGCAUCCGCGUGCCGGUGGCAGGAGUUGAUUUGUACCGAGGUUCGUUUACCCGAUGUCGUGUUGAACGUGUAUUUUACGCAAUGCGCACUGCUUACAAUAGAAAAGGUGACAACCCUACAGAGCCUCUCACACCGUGUCGUCUAAUGGGGAGGGAGGGGGCGGUGCUCAACUAUACUUCACCACGCCGGUCGGUGUGGUUUGGUGUCGCGAGGCGAAGGGCACGGACGGACUGCUUCGGACGGUGAUGAUGACGAGACUGCGACAGUGCUCCUUGAAGGACGUGUCAACAACGGCGUAACAAGAUGAAUAUCUAGCACCAGAUAGUGGUGGUGGUGGUGGUGAUGGAACUGUCGACUGUGACACGAAGAGCAACUCCCAAAGCCUAACGCGGUCGGGGUUGCAAGCGCGCACGGUGCUGGAAGCACGUGUCAGCUACGUCACAAAGAGCAGACUUCAAGUCACGUGCCGGUGUCGAAGUCCCCCUUGCGCGCGUGCGGUGGUGCUUGAUAGGUCCGGCGUCGGCUUUGCAGCGGCUGCGGGAUCUGGCAAAAGGACGGACGUGAUGGCGGUAUGAGCUGCUGCUGCUGCUGCCCUUCACCAAAGAGAUUAGACAUGUAAGAGCAUUGCAGCACGUGUGGCCGUAUCGCCAGCAGCGUGCGCGUGACCUGCGCGUCGGGAUGGCUGUGCAUUGGUCUGUUUGUUUGCACUCGUAACGAAUUCGCAACGUAUAUCACUCUCAUCAGCAGUAGUGGCGGAAUUAUCAUCAGCAUCAUCAGCAGCAGCAGCAGUAAUAGCGGUGUUGUUAUUAUUAUUAUCAGUAGCAGCAGCAGCACCAUGAGCAGUAUCAGCAUCAUCGGCAGCAGAAUCAUCAACAGCAAAAAAAAUAACAGCAGCAUCAGGGUAAUUUCCAUCCUCAGCAGCGGCAUCAUUAUUAUCAGCAGCAAAGCAGCAUCAUUCAUCAUCAUUAGCAUCAUCAUCAGCAGAGAUUUUAAUGAAGCGCCUUUCGACUAAAUAUACUAGGCAUUCCAAAGCAAAUCUGCACAUAGUAAAUAUACAUGGCGAACCUGACGACGUGAUUCAAUGUGUUCUACCAACACACACACACAGAGCAAACCCCGUGCAAUUGUACAUCGUGCGACGGUCGUUACUGAGAGGUUUUUUUAAAUAAGAAAUAUAUAAAAUAAAUACCACUCGCCGGAAUUUCUGUCUGUCUCCCUUUGGUCAUAGUCAGCACUGGCACGGUGCAUCAUCAAUCCUCGUGCAAGCUGCUGUCCAGCGGCUUGUUGCCGUCAUUAUUAUUGUUGUCGUGCAAUAUUGUUACAGUAUUAUUAUACGGUAGUAUUUUUUACAGUAUUAUGUGGUAUUAUCGUUACAGUAUUGUUACACAGGUACUAUUU